Pelodiscus sinensis (Chinese soft-shelled turtle) is the source of this 1339-nucleotide messenger RNA. The record is from RefSeq and is a predicted model, not a curated record. NCBI's taxonomy places the organism in Eukaryota, Metazoa, Chordata, Testudines, Trionychidae.
AUGAACCACGGGAAAAGGCCACUCUGGCCGGGGCAUUGAGCAAUAUUCAGCGCGUGAAAAGUGACAUUUGGGAAGUGAAAAUAGACGCUGGUAUCGGCAAUGAAUGUUUUUUUCCUCAAGCCCCUAAGAAGCUUGAAGAAAGACGGUUCUCUGCCUUCUCUCCAGUUCCCCCCAUGGCUCCUUGUCUCCUCUCGGAGUGGAUCCUAAUGGUCCUCGCUACAGGACUCACAGCAUCGGGCUCCCCGGGGAGAGGACUGGUGGGUCAGAACGUCACGCUGCCCUGCCGAUACCGAGUUGAUCAUGAAAGUGACAUCACAAGCAUGUGCUGGGGCUGGGGCAGCUGUCCUAUUUCUCAGUGUGCUCAGCCCUUCCUCUGGACAGAUGGAUGGAGGGUAACGUGGCGUCAGUCCAACCGAUACCAGUUAGGGGGGAACCUCACGCGGGGGGACGUGUCCCUGACCAUAGUGAAUGCGGCGGAAGCAGACAAAGGGCUGUAUUGCUGCCUUGUGGAGAUCCCUGGUUGGUUCAAUAAUGAAAAGAACCACCUGGAAGUUGUGAUUGAGAGAGCAAAGACUUCCACUGCACUUCCUCACACGUACCCAUCUGAACGUAGCUCAGUUGUUCCAAAGACCACCGUCAUGCCACCAUGGCUAUCCAUUUCCGGUUCAGAAGCCCCUCAGGCUUGGAAUGUGUCUACAUCAGUCCAGCCACUGGAGCCUGAAUCCAGCAGGUCAGGGAUGUAUCGAAACAGCAUCGUUCUGUCCUUGCUAGGCCUCCUCAUUUUGGCCUUGUGUAUCUUCACAUGCUAUUUCUACAAGACUCAGAACCUGGAGACCGUGGCCAAUGUGUCCUGAGCCGAGAGCCGGUUUGGCCGGGGGUGUGCGUAGCCCAAGGUGAUGGUCAAGGCGGACGUGGUUUUCCUCACAUUAUGCAGAAAUAACACAGGAUGGGUCACCCGGAGGGCUGUAAAGAAUUAUUGUCUCCCUUAUGACUCUUCUCAGCUUGAGCAUGCCCUGGGAUGUAAGGAAUCCCAACUUCCCAUUUCUAGACACUAACCAGGCCAUGAGUCCCAGUGUGACUGGGUAGAGGGGGCCACCCAUCACGAGGAGCAAGAGAGACGAGGGAGUCUCCAUUUCACCUGAGCAGGCAGCCUUCAGACUCCAACAGAGGGAAGAGAUCGUCUGCGGGGUGGGGCAUUGCAUUCAGGUGUUCAUUCAAUGUAUGAAUGUCUUGUCUUGUAUUGUCACAGCAGGCUCUUCUCCAACAUCCUUGAUGUAACCUCUGAUGGGGCUCCAUCAGAGGUUAUGAGGCCUACAACAGCUGCAUCCAACAUCUCAAG